Apodemus sylvaticus (European woodmouse) is the source of this 5848-nucleotide messenger RNA. It is a transcript of the gene Hlcs, whose product is annotated as holocarboxylase synthetase. Gene Ontology annotation, cellular component: cytoplasm. Gene Ontology annotation, molecular function: biotin--[biotin carboxyl-carrier protein] ligase activity. The record is from RefSeq and is a predicted model, not a curated record. Gene Ontology annotation, biological process: protein modification process. The transcript has 11 exons. The coding region runs from base 131 to 2779 and encodes 882 amino acids. NCBI's taxonomy places the organism in Eukaryota, Metazoa, Chordata, Mammalia, Rodentia, Muridae.
ACUCGGGAGCUGGGACCUGAUAACGCGGGGGUUGGCUCUGGAACUGAUUUGCUAGACGCUGGGUGGGAAAUCUGAGCAACUGUCUUCUGGGACUGGGAAGAGACGCCGCGGGGUGGGUACCCAGAGGAAAAUGUGUUUGGCACGCGGCGCAGCGCGAAUGGCUCGCCUGGCUUUGCAGGGGACGGGGAGCUCCGGAUCCAGAUUGCAGGGGCAGACUGCAGAGCGCGUCCCCGAGGCACGGGCAGCUUUGCGCUGUGCGCAUUCCCGCGCGCUGCUCGCCGCGGCCGCCAGGGGGCGCAGCGGGGUCUCAGCGCGACCACUGUGCGGAGCGGGCAGCCGCGAUCAGGGCGGCGAGUCUGUGGAUGACUUGAACAAAUGGGCCCUGUUUCUUGUGUCUCCCUUCGUACUUGAGGCAGAACACAUAGCGUUUGUGACAGAGAGCAUUUGGGCACAAGGCACCAGUUUCCAGGAGCCAUCAUCCUCAGAAACCGUUGUAAAAUGGUCGGACUGCUGUUUGCCGUUAGCUUGCCGGCCCGGGGACCCCUACCAGUUAAUCGCUAGAGCGAGCGUGGACGACUUCAGCAAGCUGGGGGCGGCCUUCAUGGAGGGCAGGCUCCAGAUGGAUGACGGCCUGAUAGCCCAGAAGAUCGUCUCAGUCCACUUAAAGGACCCUGAUCUGCAGGAACUCGGCAAGGCCUCCGACGAGCAAGUGCAGGCCCCACUCCCGGGCCCGGAAGCCUCCCUCGAGGCCCAGCCGGCAGCGCAAGGUGUCAUGGAGCACGCUGGCCACGGUGCCGGGAAGGCUGCUGGCGAAGGCCCUUCCCCACCGGGGAGGGGCUGUGCCCCCGGAAGUGAGCCUGCUGCAGAUGGGGACCCAGGGCAGGGUUCCACCGAGCUCUGUCAGCUCCACCUGUCCAGCUGCCGCGAGUGUUUGCAACUCGAGAACAGCACCAUCGAGUCGGUGAGGUGUGCGUCUGCUGAGAACAUUCCGGACCUUCCCUGUGAUCGCCGGGAUGGCGGCGUGGAGCGUGCUGCGGGCGAACUCUGCCCUGAACGGAAAGGGAAGAGAGCCAACAUUUCGGGAAAGGCGCCCAAUAUCCUGCUGUACGUGGGCUCUGGUUCCGAGGAAGCCCUGGGCCGGCUCCAGCAGGUGCAGUCUGUCCUGACCGACUGUGUAGACACGGACAGCUACAUUCUGUACCAGCUGCGGGAAGACAGCGCUCGGAGGGACCCGUGGCCGGACAACUGCCUCCUGUUAGUUAUUGCCAGCACGGACCCUGUCCCCAAAGACAUACACCACAAGUUCAUGGCCUAUCUUUCUCAGGGAGGGAAGGUGCUGGGCCUGUCUUCCCCCUUCACGGUCGGUGGCUUUCGGGUGACCAGGAGAGAUGCGCUACAGAACACAGCCCAGAACUUGGUUUUCUCCAAGGCUGACGGGAGUGAGGUACGGCUCAGCGUCCUGAGCAGCGGCUACGUUUAUGAGGACGGCCCGGGCCCUGGCAGGCUCCGGGGCCACCUGGAGAAUGAAGACCAGGAUAAAAUGAUUGUUCAUGUGCCUUUUGGAACCUGCGGAGGGGAAGCUGUGCUCUGCCAGGCACAUCUGGAGCUCCCUCCAAGCGCUUCCCUGGUGCAAACCGAAGACGACUUUAACGUGCUCAAAUCCAGCAACAUGAGAAGACACGAGGUCCUUAAGGAGAUCCUGGCUGCCCUCGGUCUGAGCUGUGACACACCACAGGUUCCUGCCUUAACUCCGCUGUACUUACUGCUGGUCGCUGAGGAAAUCCAGGAUCCGUUUAUGCAGUGGCUUGGGAAGCGCAUGGAUCCUGAAGGAAUCAUAAAAUCCAGCAAGCUCUCCCUUAAGUUUGUCUCCUCCUACACAUCUGAAGCGGAGAUCACCCCGUCUUCCAUCCCUGUGGUCACCGACCCUGAAGCCUUCUCAUCAGAGCACUUUAGCCUAGAGUCCUAUCGACAGAAUUUGCAGACCACGCGCCUUGGGAAAGUGAUUCUGUUUGCAGAAGUGACCUCCACGACCAUGAGUCUCCUCGACGGGUUGAUGUUUGAGAUGCCACAGGAAAUGGGCUUAAUCGCCAUCGCCGUUCGGCAGACGCAGGGCAAAGGAAGGGGCCCAAAUGCCUGGCUGAGCCCUGUGGGGUGUGCCCUUUCCACUCUGCUGGUCUCCAUCCCCCUGAGGUCACAACUGGGACAGAGGAUUCCAUUUGUCCAGCAUUUGAUGUCCCUGGCCGUGGUGGAGGCAGUGAGGUCUAUCCCAGAGUAUGAGGAUAUCAACUUGCGAGUGAAGUGGCCCAACGAUAUUUAUUACAGUGAUCUCAUGAAGAUCGGAGGGGUUCUGGUUAACUCAACACUUAUGGGAGAAACAUUUUAUAUCCUCAUCGGCUGUGGAUUCAACGUGACGAACAGUAAUCCUACCAUAUGUAUCAACGACCUCAUCGAAGAAUACAAUAAGCAGCACAAGGCAGGCCUGAAGCCCUUGCGAGCCGACUGUCUCAUAGCCAGGGCCGUGACUGUGCUGGAGAAACUGAUUGACAGGUUUCAGGACCAAGGGCCGGACGGCAUCCUUCCCCUCUACUAUAAAUACUGGGUGCACAGUGGUCAGCAAGUCCGCCUGGGCAGCAGCGAGGGGCCACAGGUGUCUAUCGUGGGCCUUGAUGAUUCCGGGUUCCUGCAGGUCCACCAAGAGGGUGGUGGGGUUGUGACGGUGCAUCCAGACGGCAACUCCUUCGACAUGCUGAGAAACCUCAUCGUGCCCAAGCGACAGUAGCACCUCUGAGCGUCCAGACAGCUUGGAUCUGCUGCAGCAGCAGCCGUCACUGGGAAGCCGCCACUCCUGGGAGCUCCGAGCAGGCGUACUGUGCUUGCAUAACUGUUGUCUCCGCCCGCCUAUGGCCUGGGACACUAAUGCAGAGUCAGAGGCUGGUGCCAUUUCUUAAUUCUUCAGGUUGUGGGUGCCCUGCCCCCCACCCCCUCCCCACCCUGGGGUUUGAGUUUUUGUUUUUGUAUUUUAUAUAUAUCUGUGGUUUUAUUGGGUGUGUGAAGGUGCAUCUGGGGAGGAUUGACUAACAGGUGAAGAGUUAGUUUAGUCUAGGAGUUUAGUUUGCCUUGUGCAGUAUAGAAGUGCUCUUGCCACACAGGCUUGGAUUCGUGUGUAUUGGGGGGAAAUGAGAAGCAAGGGUUGGCAACAGUGAUGAGAUGGUACAAAUAUAUCCCAAGGAGUGAAGGCCUUUAGCCCUCUGCUAUUCAAACAGUUAUCGCCCACAGCUCAGGUGAGCGCUCAGUGCUGUCCCAGAACACACAAGUGUUUCCUUACACAGUGGGUUGUUGCUCUUUCUCUUAGUCAAGUUGGGCUUCUUGUAGUAUCCUGGAACACGGGACUGAUGGGCACGGAGACGCUGCUAGCCGGCGUGGCCCCCUUCCCAGGGUCAGACGUGGACGUUUUCAAUGUUUAAGCCAUGGUGGCAGCUUCCUUGGAGUCAGAGGCUUGCCUGGGCUGGGGGAGGUGUGGACUCACUCUCUCACCCACACAAGGGAGGAUUCUUGGAGCGUUUGAGCUGAUUAGCCGCAGGCCCUGAUCGUUAGAAGGGGCACUUGUGUCCCCGUAAGCCUGUGUCCCCGAGCAGGACCGAGUGCAGCACUGUGUUGUAAGUCAUGAUUUUCUGCCCCCAAUUUCCUCAUGUCAUGAAAGAGAGAGAGACUGACACAAAAUGCCAUCAGUUUAGACAGAUGUGUGUGUGUGCAGUGCAUGCCUGAUUGCGUGUGUGUGUGUGUGUGUGUGUGUGUGUGUGUGUGUGUGUGUGUGUGUGUGGCUUUAAAAGGAGAUGUUCAAAAUUUGAUGUGCUAAAAGUCUCCGUGGAAGAACAAAGGAGAGGAAGCCUUUCUGGGUCCGUGUUUCCAGAUGUGCUCCGUGCUUUUCUGUGCACCUCCCGUCUCCGAGAGCUUGUGAUUCAUACCCAUCGCUACCCAGCCUGAAGGAACCAGUUCCUGUCUGCCCUCCUGCUUCCUGCCGCUUCAGCUGAAGUGGGUGGAGAGGAAACGACGGAACAGAACACUUAGCUUUGAACAAGAUCCUCGUCGUCGUAAACGAGUACCAUCUUUAUCCAGCUUAUGUCGUCAGGCCAACUCCAGAAACCAGAGGCUUUCAGUAUGGAAACCCAUCUACCUCCAGCCCAGCACAGACAGCCCCAUUUGAACCAAAAAUAACAGGGCAAACUACACCAACCUGUACGUGAGGGGCGGUGACUUUAAAAGAACUUGAAAGUAAAUUUUUUUUGCAAAUAAGACUUUGAUUAAAAUUUUUCUCAAAAGAAAAAGAUACAUAUAUAAGUUUUAGUUCCAAUAUUUUUUUAAACUCAUGUGAGUUUAAAUAAAACUGUACACCACCCAAAAUUACAAAAUGACGGGCCCUUGAGAGAGCGUCUGUAAAAUAUCAUCAAGAAUGAAGAUCUCCAGGCUUGAUGUUGCAAAGCUCCAUUUCUCUGACUUUGUAAUAUAAGGCUGCUCAUCUCUGAGGACCGCCAUCGUUACAUUUUACAUUUCUAUGGGGGAUUAUUUAAUGAAAAACAUGCUAUGUUUUAUUUUAAGCUGAAGGCCCAUUCUGGAUAGUUCUACUUUUGGAGGAAAAAAAUGUUAUCAUUUAAUUUCCUUUCUGUAAGUUAAAACUAAUGAAGUGUGUUCAUGUCAGAGCAGAAAGAGAUGUUUUGGGCAGGCUGGUUUGCCUUGGAGUAGUUACACUGUUUAGGGUGUUCUCGCUUACGCAGACAUGAGAGACAAGUAGCCUGAGGUAGAUGCUGCAUCUCCCAUUAGCCUGACUUUACCUCACAAGAACCAAAGACUUCAGAUUCCACACCGUAGAGAGAGCACUCUGCUGACGGUGUGAAGGCUGCCACGAGCAAGGGUAAGCCCAGGAUCUCCAGGAACUUAACAAGUCUCCUAACUCUGCAGCCUCCUAAUUUUGAGCUGUUGCCACUUAACCCUGAAUCUGCAUUUGCUGUAGAGCAGGUUACUCCUAGUGUAAACCUGCCCCUGGGUGUAUCUACCCCUGGGUGUUGGAAAGCACACAGCAAAAACUGGGUUUCACACGGCUUAGCUAAAGGGAGCGAUGAGGGAGGCCUUCCAGGGAGGGCUGGAAGCGGCGGGCCUGAGUCCUGUGGAUCUUACCGUGCGGGGGAUGGGACCCAAGGAAGCAAUGGCAUGUCGGAGGCUUGGACACGUACACACCCAGUGAGGGAUGACAGACUCUGGGAAGCCCCUACACCUAGCACACAAAGCAGCAGUCCCCCGGCCUAUCUCACCUGGCACUUCCAGAAUGUAGGGCGGGAAUCUUCAGGGCUUUGCUACCCGGACAUGCCAGCAGUGCGACAUCCUCAUUCCUGGUUCAUCUCUAUGCAUCUUUGAAAUAAACAAAAAUGUAAACCUUUGCUACUUUUUUAUUUUUUAGCUUUUCAAAGAAUUAUCUCUGAAAAGAAUUACUAUAAACCUAUGCCUAUAAAGUGAUUCAACCAAAAUAAACUUAGGGUUUUCACUGUGGCUCCAGUGCAUCCUUGCUUUACCCCAGGUCCAUUAAGAAUGGCCAGUAGCUUCUGAUUACGUUGUUUUUAUUUGAUAUUUAAACACGCUUUUAUAUCAAAGAUCACCUGUAAGAAUUCAGGAACCUGGUACUUUGUGAGUUUGUAAUGUAUUUUUGGCAGAAAUCUUACUAGUGGGGGGAAAAGGUUCACAAAGGCUCAAAGUACAAACAAAUCUUAACCAAAAUAAGUGCUUGCCAACUCUGAUCUUUCCGGUUGUUUCCGUUGUAAGAACUGAUCAACUUUCAUUAAAGAUACUUUUGUCCUGA